This is a messenger RNA of Magnolia sinica, 1900 nucleotides long. RefSeq names its product glycosyltransferase BC10. Gene Ontology annotation, molecular function: glycosyltransferase activity. Bases 528 to 1625 code for a protein of 365 amino acids. Lineage: Eukaryota; Viridiplantae; Streptophyta; Magnoliopsida; Magnoliales; Magnoliaceae. The record is from RefSeq and is a predicted model, not a curated record. Gene Ontology annotation, cellular component: membrane. The transcript has 12 exons.
UGCGAUCCUUUACCGCAGGAGCACGCCAUUUCUCAAACCUCUUAACUGACUUCAGUCUCACUCUCGGAAAAUAUCACGGGAAUCUUGAAAUUUCUUCAUUUCAGAUCACGUCAGGCUCAUCUCUUCCUCCAAUCGACUCAGUUUUCUCGCUUUUUCUGCGAUUUCAGCUGCAAUCCGUGAAGGAGACGUGGAUUCCUUGUCAUUUCUGGACGGAAAUCGGAGUUUAAGCAUUUUGGUAGAACGAUCGGGAAAGAAGGCGAAGAUCUGUCAAUGAAAGCUCUCCCUGCUAAAUUUCGUUGCAAUUUGAAGGUUUUCGUAUGAAAUUCCACUUACAUUUGCAUUUAGUUUGUGCUUCUGUUAAGAGGAUCUGAAGUCCUCUUCUUGAUGGAAUUGAUUGAAAAUCGUGGAUUUAGGGACAUUCGAGAAGUUUUCAGAUCUUGUCAUCUCGAGUAAUAGAAUCUGAACCGUUGGUUUUCAAGAUGUUUUUGCUGUGAAUGGUCGGGGUCUUUUGACCAAGUCGAAUAGUGAUGACGAAACGGAGGAGCAUUCAACAUAAGUCUUUCACACGAUGGAGGAGGAAGAUUUUAGCUGUGGUUCUGCUUGGGUUUUGUUUUGGGAGUUUGGUAUUGAUGCAGACUCAAUAUAACCGGAUUAAGGCGUUGGCAUCAUUGGUGUCGUCUCCUCGAUUUGUUCAGAAGCCUAAGAUCGCGUUUCUUUUUAUAGCCCGGAAUCGAAUUCCUUUGGACAUGGUGUGGGAUGCCUUCUUUCAGGGAGAAAAGGAAAAUAGGUUUUCGAUUUUUGUUCAUUCAAGGCCUGGAUUUCUGCUCAACAAGGCAACGACAAGAUCCGCUUUCUUUUAUGAUCAUCAACUCAAUGACAGUAUACAGGUAGAUUGGGGAGAGUCAAGCAUGAUUCAAGCAGAGCGUAUUUUGCUCAAGAAUGCACUUAGAGAUCCUUUCAUUGAGCGAUUUGUUUUUCUAUCAGACAGCUGCAUACCUUUAUAUAACUUCAGCUACACAUAUGAAUAUAUCAUGUCCACAUCAACCAGUUUUGUAGACAGCUUUGCGGAUACAAAAGAGGGUCGCUAUAAUCCAAAAAUGCAUCCAGUUAUCCCUGUUGAUAAGUGGAGAAAAGGGUCUCAGUGGGCUGUUUUAAUUAGAAAGCAUGCCAUUGUCAUGGUGAAAGAUAAUACAGUCUACCCAAGGUUUCGGCAGCAUUGCAAGAGGCGGUCACUACCAGAGUUUUGGCGGGAUCAUCCUCUUCCUGCAGAUGCAUCCAAGGAGCAUAACUGUAUACCAGAUGAACAUUAUGUUCAGACAUUACUGGCACUUAAAGGACUCGAAGGUGAAAUCACUCGAAGAACACUUACACAUACUUCAUGGGACGCUUCAUCCUCCAAAGACCGCGAAAGACGCGGAUGGCAUCCCGUGACAUACAAGCUUUCUGAUGCUACUCCUGCACUCAUCCAAUCUAUAAAGGACAUAGAUAAUGUGUAUUACGAGACAGAGUACAGAAGAGAAUGGUGCAGCAGCAAAGGAAAACCAUCCCGUUGCUUUCUUUUCGCAAGGAAAUUCACCCGGCCUGCUGCCCUUCGGCUUCUUAACAUGUCUUUAUUAGGAGCUUAACAAGGAUUGUCGUCGGCUGUCUGUGUUAGUAUGCCUAAGAAGAAGGAUUGUCUUAGAUCUGCUGCUAUCCGAUUACCAUGAGGUAUGUAUAUUGUGGUAAGCGUUCAUAUCAUUGUAAGAGUAAAAUCAGUUGGGGAGAUGAGGAUGAUAAAAUGUAAGAUUAAAAUAAAAGUACAGGAGGAUGAAUGUAAAAAUGUCACGUAUGUUGUAAGAUAGUGUAGGUUAAUAAUGUCCACGUUUUUUUAAUGCAAAGUAGUUCUCACAAGUUCUUGCUA